AUGGCGUCGCGUUAUGCCUCCGUUUCCAGGCUUCCAGCGGCUGCGGCGAGGCAGUGGGCAGAGAAAGUGCAGCACAGCCCAGCCAGCACGUACGAUCGAUCGAGGCUGCUGCUUGCAUCGCAUGCGAUGGCGCACGCCGUGCACGACCGCCUCCCGUUCCUCGCCUCGCCCCCGCCGCCACCGCCGCCCGCGAGGGAGAGGGGCAGGAACCCGUCCCUCGCCGAGAUGCUCCGCCUCGUCGGCGCCGCCACCGUCGACCCCGCGGCCGCCGCGGACGACGACGGCUCCGCGUCCGUGUUCUCGCUCCCGCUGCCGCUGCCGCUCCCCGCCACGCCCGGCCGUGACGCGGGGGCGGGAGGCAGCGGCGGUGGUGACGGCGAGUGCGCGCCCGUCGGGCGGAGCGUGCAGUUCCGCCUCGCAUUCACCGGCCUGACCUACAGCAUCCGCGCCAAGCAGCGCGGCGGGCGGCCCGGCAUGCUGCCCCUGCAGCGCCGCUCCGACCGCGUCACCGCCGCGGCGCCCGACGCGCACGCGCCGCGCACGAGGGCGCUGCUGGACGGCAUCUCCGGGGAGGCGAGGGAGGGCGAGAUCCUGGCUGUCAUGGGCGCCAGCGGCUCCGGCAAGUCCACGCUCAUCGACGCGCUCGCCAACCGCAUCUCCCGCGACGCGCUCAAGGGCGCCGUCACGCUCAACGGGGAGCCCCUCACGGGGAACAUCCUCAAGUCCAUCUCCGCGUACGUCAUGCAGGACGACCUGCUGUUCCCCAUGCUCACCGUCACCGAGACGCUCUCCUUCGCCGCAGAGUUCCGCCUCCCGCGGGUGCUGUCGCCGGCCAAGAAGCGCGCGCGCGUGCAGGCGCUCAUCGACCAGCUCGGACUCCGCGCGGCGGCCAACACCAUCAUCGGCGACGAGGGCCACCGCGGGGUGUCUGGAGGCGAGCGCCGCAGGGUCUCCAUCGGCACUGACAUCAUCCACGACCCGAUCCUCCUCUUCCUCGACGAGCCGACGUCGGGGCUCGACUCCACCUCCGCGUUCAUGGUGGUCAAGGUGCUGCGCCGCAUCGCCGAGAGUGGCAGCAUUGUCAUCACGUCCAUCCACCAGCCGAGCCAGCGCAUCCUCGGCCUCCUCGACCGCCUCAUCCUUCUCUCCGGCGGCCGCACGGUCUUCAGCGGGACACCUUCCGCCCUCCCGUCCUACUUCGCCGAGUUCGGCUUCCCGGUUCCCGACGACGAGAACCGCGCCGAGUUCGCGCUCGACCUGAUCCGCGAGUUCGAGUCGUCGCCGACGGGGACGAAGCCGCUCGUCGACUUCCACCGCGCGUGGCAGCGCAUGCACGCGCCGAGCCCCGGCUCGGCAGACGCUGAUCAGUCAUCGUUGGUGCCGACGAUGUCGCUGAAGGAGGCCAUCAGCGCGAGCAUUUCGCGUGGGAAGCUGGUGUCGGGCUCGGACGUGGCCGGGGAGGCGGCGUCGGUGCACACGUACGCGAACCCGUUCUGGGUGGAGAUGAAGGUGCUGACGAAGCGGUCGGCGAUCAACACGCGGCGCAUGCCGGAGCUGUUCCUCAUCCGUCUCGGCGCCGUGGUGGUCACCGGCGCGAUCCUCGCCACGGUCUUCUUCCGGCUGGACCAGUCCCCCAAGGGCGCGCAGGAGCGGCUGGGCUUCUUCGCCUUCGCCAUGUCCACCAUGUUCUACACCUGCGCCGACGCGCUGCCGGUGUUCCUCCAGGAGCGCUACGUCUUCCUCCGGGAGACGGCCUACGGCGCGUACCGGCGCGCCUCCUACGUGCUCUCCAACGCCAUCGUCUCCUUCCCGCCGCUGGUGGUCCUCUCCCUCUCCUUCGCCUUCACCACCUUCUUCGCCGUGGGCCUCGCCGGCGGCGUGUCCGGGUUCGCCUUCUACACGCUGGCCAUCCUGGCGUCGUUCUGGGCCGGGAGCGGGUUCGUGACGUUCCUCUCCGGCGUGAUCCCGCACGUGAUGAUCGGGUACACCGUGGUGGUCGCCAUCCUCGCCUACUUCCUGCUUUUCAGCGGCUUCUUCAUCAACCGCGACCGGAUCCCGGGCUACUGGGUCUGGUUCCACUACCUGUCGCUGGUGAAGUACCCGUUCGAGGGGGUUCUGCAGAACGAGUUCGGGCGCGGCGGCGAGUGCUUCGUGCGGGGCGCGCAGAUCUUCGACAACUCCCCGCUGGCGGCGCUGCCGGAUGCCGUGAAGGCCCGGGUGCUCGCGUCCAUCAGCUCCGCGCUCGGGGUGGGGAUCGGCGCCGACACGUGCGUCGUCACGGGCCGCGGCGUGCUGCAGCAGGCGGCGGUGACGCAGCUCGGCAAGUGGGAGUGCCUGCUCGUGACGGUGGCCUGGGGGUUCCUCUUCCGGCUCUUCUUCUACUUCAGCCUCGUGCUCGGCAGCAAGAACAAGCGGAGGUGAUCGCGCCCGCCGCCAUGGAAUUCACGCGCGUAUAUGUACAUUUCAAAGCAAUCAAUCGUCGAAGGUCGCCAUGGAAGAAAGAAAGCAAGAGUGCAAAAUGGAAGUGAAGGAAGAAGACAUAGUCAAAUAGGUGGUGAUUGUUCAUGAUUUUUUUUCGCCUUCUUCUUUCUCGAAUGAUUUGUAGCUAAAUAAGUGGUUUUAUUACGGGUAUACACAUGCUUGGAUCCACUGUCUUUUCGUUCAUUUUUUUGUCCUUUUUUCUGUGUGCCAAAAUCCCAAUGAUUAGAGAAGUUAACAACCAUUUUGUAA
Panicum hallii is the source of this 2730-nucleotide messenger RNA. Its product is annotated as ABC transporter G family member 16-like. The record is from RefSeq and is a predicted model, not a curated record. Lineage: Eukaryota; Viridiplantae; Streptophyta; Magnoliopsida; Poales; Poaceae. Gene Ontology annotation, cellular component: membrane. The transcript has 2 exons. Bases 1 to 2421 code for a protein of 806 amino acids. Gene Ontology annotation, molecular function: ATP binding; ATP hydrolysis activity; ABC-type transporter activity.